This is a messenger RNA of Cynoglossus semilaevis (tongue sole), 2020 nucleotides long. Its product is annotated as caM kinase-like vesicle-associated protein. The transcript has 11 exons. Lineage: Eukaryota; Metazoa; Chordata; Actinopteri; Pleuronectiformes; Cynoglossidae. Gene Ontology annotation, molecular function: protein kinase activity; ATP binding. Gene Ontology annotation, biological process: protein phosphorylation. The coding region runs from base 473 to 1714 and encodes 413 amino acids. The record is from RefSeq and is a predicted model, not a curated record.
UCUUGGGAGCCUGCCGUUUUCCUCCAGAGCCGGGAUCUGACGCGCAGCCUCCAGCUGAGCAGAGUGAGCUCCACAUAUGGUCCGCGGUCCUAAAAUGAUGAUCCUGUUGGUGGAAGGUUGACACACACACACACACACACACACACAACAGAAGGAGACCACAGAGUCGCAGGCUCUCUCUCUCUCUCACCCUCCCUCCCUCUCUCUCUCUCACACACACACACUUCCCCUCCUUCCUGCAUCACAGCCCGCUGUUCCAUCACACGUUCACGUAAUCCUCCGGUGGAGACGCGGACUUGUUAGAAAUGCUGGAGGAGCUCGAAGCUCUGACUGGCUGCACAAUCUGAGGAUUCAGCCAAAGAAAAGUCAAGACACGAGCCGGAAAAGACUCCACACAGGACGGAGUGAUUGGAUUAUUGAUCCCCGCCUUCGGUACUCCACUGACGGUUAUUCCUAAAAGGCCGGAGCUGCCAUGCCAUUUGGUUGUCUGACACUUGGGGAGAAGAAGGACUACAACAGCCCCACAGAGGUCACCGACAAGUAUGACCUCGGACAAAUGGUUAAAGCGGAGGAGUUCUGCGAGAUAUUCCGAGCCAAGGAUAGGAACACCUUGAAAAUGUACACCUGCAAAAAGUUCCACAAAAAGGACGGGAGAAAAGUGCGGAAGGCUGCUAAGAACGAGAUAAUGAUCUUAAAGAUGGUGAAACAUCACAACAUCCUUCAGCUGGUGGACGCUUUUGAAACUAAGAAAGAGUACUUCCUCUUUCUGGAGCUGGCUACGGGCAGAGAGGUGUUCGACUGGAUCCUAGAUCAAGGCUACUACUCAGAGAGGGACACCAGCAACGUGAUGAGGCAGGUGUUGGAGGCCAUAGCUUACCUGCACUCUCUGAAAAUCGUCCACAGAAAUCUGAAGUUGGAGAACUUGGUGUACUUCAACCGUCUGAAGCACUCCAAAAUUGUUAUCAGCGACUUUCAGCUGGCAAAACUGGAGAAUGGACUCAUUAAGGACCCAUGUGGGACUCCGGAGUAUCUUGCUCCUGAGGUGGUUGGCAGGCAGAGAUACGGACGCCCUGUGGACUGUUGGGCCAUCGGUGUCAUCAUGUACAUACUUUUGUCCGGAAACCCUCCUUUCUACGAUGACGCAGAAGAUGACGACCCCGACAACCGGGACAAAAACCUCUUCCUGAAGAUUCUGUCUGGAGAUUAUGAGUUUGACUCACCGUACUGGGACGACAUCUCAGACUCUGCCAAAACAUUAGUGACAUCUUUGAUGGAAGUGGAUCAAGACCAGCGACUGACGGCACAGGAGGCCAUAGCCCAUGAAUGGAUUUCUGGAAAUGCUGCCUCAGACAAGAACAUAAAGGAUGGGGUUUGUGCGCAGAUAGAAAAGAACUUCGCCAAAGCCAAGUGGAAGAAGGCUGUCAGAGUGACUACCCUGAUGAAGAGACUCAGGGCCUCUGAGCCGGCGGACUCUGGGGCAGCGGCUGCGGCUGAUCCAAACACGCCCGGCGGUGCGCCUGCUCCCGCUCCUGGGGGCAAGAGUGAGGGUUUUGCCGCCAGCAUAAAGGCCGCCCUGAGUGAAAAGGCCCCCGACACACAGACUCCCAACCCCCCCACCCUCACCCUGCCCAGUGCGGCCCAGCCGGAGGAGCAGCCUCAGUCACGGUGCAACGGCGACGUUCCUCAAGUGAUGCCUGAAAGAGAGGGAGAUUAGGCGUCGAUCGGCCGAGGGGGCGGAGCCUCGCCAUCUGAAAAGCACACACACGUUAUAGCCAAUGAACUUGGCAUGAUGAUACCACAUCUAUGAUGAUUGGCUCGCCAUAGUUUGCAGAAUUGUUUCACAUUGCCAUGCAUUUCAUCUCUUUUUGCCUUCUGUACUGAUUGGUCUAUUGAGUAGUUGUUGUCCAGUCUCCCUUGUUGUUUUAUGUUCAAGUCCCUUUAAGGAUAGUUGCAAAGUAGCUCUUCUUCUUUGUUUCCUUUUCUUAAGAACUGUUAAAAAAAACAAACAAAAAAAACAAAA